This is a messenger RNA of Hyposmocoma kahamanoa, 594 nucleotides long. Its product is annotated as protein obstructor-E-like. The record is from RefSeq and is a predicted model, not a curated record. Gene Ontology annotation, molecular function: chitin binding. The coding region runs from base 1 to 594 and encodes 197 amino acids. The transcript is spliced from 5 exons. Lineage: Eukaryota; Metazoa; Arthropoda; Insecta; Lepidoptera; Cosmopterigidae. Gene Ontology annotation, cellular component: extracellular region.
AUGUCAGAUAGCGACUGCCAACGAUACUACAUCUGCAUCAACAGUCGUCCACGCGUCCUGGCGUGCGGUGGAGACAACGCCUUUGACGAACUGACGUCAACCUCUGAGUGGCCUGCCUACCCUUGCGCUUAUCCCAUGGACGCACCUUGCCAGGGUCGUGGUGCUCCUCAGCCAGCCCAACCCACCGCCGAUUGCCCGCACCAAUACGGCUUCUUCCAAUCACCCAAUGCUGACGCCAUGCACUGUGGCUCAUACCGUAUGUGCGUGGAAGGCAAGGCGAUCGAGAUGCAAUGCCCACCCGGUCUAGCUUUUAACUCUGACAACGUUCGUUGUGACUGGCCUGAUCUCGUUCCUUCUUGCAAUGCUGAACAGUACCUUGGUUUUCAAUGCCCGCCCGCACCUAUUGACGACGAUGGUAACCCAAUGGAUGUUGUGAAUUACGCGUACAAAGGUAAUUGCUACGCCUUCUACUCCUGCGAGCAUGGACGUCCCCGUUUCUUAACCUGCGAUCAAGGAUUCGCCUUCGACUCCGUUAGAGGUCACUGUGUUAAUGAGAAAGAGGUUCAAUGUGCGGUUCCAUUGACACAGCACUAA